UAUUUUGAUUUUCAUGAUCGUGUUUCGUGUGUCAUCGUUUUUUGAAGGCAGUGGAAGUCAUUUAAUUUUUGUAUACAAAGAGAAUUAUGUGUGAAUUAUUACCACAACAAAUUUGUAAAAUAUUGAAAGUAUAGUAUUUAUAAAACUAAAUUCAUAGUGCAAAAGAGUUUCUCAUCAUAAAUUCAUUAAAAAUAAAGCGUUCAAAAGCCGUCAAAAGACCAGCUAACGAGCAACAAGCAACGUUAUCAUCUCACUCUGCUACUUAUCCACGCAACGCUUCUUGCGCGUUAACACCCAUAGCCAAGAAAAUGCAGCGUCCAAAUGCGGUAGUAAAGCAAACAACACUCGAUGAUAUAUGGAUUGAAUUGGAGGAUGGCAUUAAGCAGGUGUUUCAACCCGAAAAGGCAAAUUUGCCAACAGAACGUUACAUGCACUUGUACACAUAUGUUUAUAACUAUUGUACGAGUGUUAAUACUGUCCAACGAUCCAUGGCCAGAGCAGGCGGCGCACAGCUUGUGGGCAAAAAAUUAUACGACCGUCUUAAGGAGUUCCUCAAAAAUUAUUUAACUAGGUUACAGAAAGCGUUUGAAUAUAUUCAGGGUGAAGAAAUUAGGCUGACACACUACACCAAACAGUGGGAGUCAUAUCAAUUUUCAAGCAAGGUGUUAAAUGGAAUUUGCAGUUAUUUAAAUCGACAUUGGGUGAAGCGAGAAUGCGAGGAGGGCCAAAAGGGUAUUUAUGACGUAUACCGACUAGCUCUAGUUACGUGGAAAGAAAACCUAUUCGAAAACUUGAAUGAAUCGGUAACAAAUGCUGUACUGCGUUCCAUUGAAGAGGAACGUAACUCCCAUACGAUUAACCGCCACCUCAUAAAGAGUGUCAUAAAUUCUUAUGUGGAGCUUGGGUUCAAUGAAGAAGAAACAGACUCGGAUAAUUCCAAGAAAUUAUCUGUUUAUAAGGAUCAUUUCGAGAAUAAAUUUAUUUCAAAAACUGCAGAGUUUUACAAGAAAGAGUCGGAAGUGUAUCUAAACAACUGUACAAUGUCCGAUUAUUUAAAGCAUGUUGAAGAUCGCCUUGACGAAGAAAGCAAACGAGUGAAUCGUGACGAGUUUUCUUAUUUACAUGAAAGCACGCAUAAUGUACUAAUCAAGACGUGCGAACAGGUAUUAUUUUUGGCAUUGAUUGAAAAACAUUUGGUAAGGCUUCGUGGCGAGUUUCAGAAAUUUCUUAAUGACGAUAAGAAUGACGACUUGAAACGCAUGUACAGUUUAGUUGCACGUAAUCCGGAAAACUUAACCGAUUUUAAACUAUUGCUUGGUGAGCACAUUUUGGAACAAGGCACGGAGGCCAUAAAAAAAGCUGGUGCCGAAGCAGCUAACGAUCCGAAAUUAUAUGUGCAAACUAUAUUAGAAGUUCAUAAAAAAUAUCAUGGGCUCGUAGUAAUGGCAUUCAACAAUGAUAACGGUUUUGUGGCAGCACUAGAUAAAGCAUGUGAGAAAUUCAUCAAUUUAAAUGAAGUAACACAAGUGAAUAGCGCAAAUAAAUCGCCGGAAUUACUUGCCAAAUACUGCGAUAUAUUGCUGAAAAAAUCUUCCAAGAAUCCUGAAGACAAAGAACUCGAAGAUAAUUUAAACCAAGUAAUGGUGGUUUUCAAAUAUAUUGAAGACAAAGAUGUUUUCCAAAAGUUCUAUUCAAAAAUGCUUGCCAAGCGUCUAGUAUACCACACCUCAGCCUCAGAUGAUGCAGAGGCGAUAAUGAUUUCAAAAUUGAAACAAACUUGUGGUUAUGAAUAUACAAUCAAAUUGCAACGUAUGUUCCAAGACAUUGGUCUAUCCAAGGAUUUGAACGCGAGCUUCAAGCAACAUUUAGUUAGUGCAAGAAUACCACAAGAAAUAGAUUUUAGCAUUGAAGUAUUGUCAUCCGGCUCAUGGCCAUUUAAUCAGAGUACCACAUUUCUAUUACCCUCUGAGCUAGAACGCUCUGUACAGCAGUUUAAUGAGUUCUACGCAAAUCGUCACUCAGGUCGCAAACUAAAUUGGUUAUAUAAUUUGUGCAAAGGGGAUUUGGUGACCAAUUGUUUCCGCAAUAGAUAUACACUACAAGCAAGCACGUUUCAAAUGGCUGUAUUGUUGCAAUUCAAUGAUCAAACUAAAUUCACUCUGCAACAAUUGCAAGAAAAUACCCAAAUUAGUUUGGAGAACCUAAAACAGGUCCUGCAAAUUUUAAUGAAAGCUAAGCUGCUUGUAUGUGCCGAUGAUGAGAAUUCGCUCAAUCCUAAUUCUGUGAUGGAGCUAUUCCUGGAAUAUAAAAAUAAAAAGCUACGGAUUAACAUCAACCAACCGUUAAAGACUGAGCUCAAAGUGGAGCAAGAAGCAGUGCAUAAGCACAUUGAAGAGGAUCGUAAAUUACUGAUACAGGCCGCCAUUGUCCGAAUUAUGAAAAUGCGUAAGAAGCUUAAUCAUACUCAGCUUAUAACGGAGGUACUCAAUCAGUUGGCGUCUCGCUUCAAACCCAAGGUGCAAGUGAUUAAGAAAUGCAUCGAUAUUCUAAUCGAAAAGGAGUAUCUCGAGCGCAUGGAGGGGCAAAAGGACACUUAUAGUUAUUUGGCUUAAAUACAAUCAAUCGCAUUGGCACAACGUAGACGACACGUGUAAGACCGGUCGAUGAGAAUUAUUUCAUAUUUCAAUUUUUUGUUAAAUUAACAUUUUAUCCAAUUUCGAACUUCACGAACGCAUGUUACAUUCAGAAAUAAAUACGAAUAAGUUAACU
Messenger RNA from Ceratitis capitata (Mediterranean fruit fly), 2769 nucleotides. It is a transcript of the gene Cul1, whose product is annotated as cullin homolog 1. Gene Ontology annotation, biological process: protein ubiquitination; SCF-dependent proteasomal ubiquitin-dependent protein catabolic process. The transcript is spliced from 4 exons. The record is from RefSeq and is a predicted model, not a curated record. Gene Ontology annotation, cellular component: SCF ubiquitin ligase complex. The coding region runs from base 309 to 2612 and encodes 767 amino acids. NCBI's taxonomy places the organism in Eukaryota, Metazoa, Arthropoda, Insecta, Diptera, Tephritidae. Gene Ontology annotation, molecular function: ubiquitin protein ligase binding.